This is a messenger RNA of Closterium sp. Naga37s-1, 1704 nucleotides long. Lineage: Eukaryota; Viridiplantae; Streptophyta; Zygnematophyceae; Desmidiales; Closteriaceae. The record is from the annotation of a GenBank genome assembly.
AUGCUGUCGCCUUCGUACGGCGCUCGGCGCUUCUCCUCCUCCGCCUCCGCCGAAUCCGCUCCGAAGCACAAGCCCGAUCUGCUGCGCAUUCUCGCCGCGUGCGCGCUCGGAUCGGGUGCCGCCGCGGGCGUUGCGGUAUCCAUCAUGGAUCCCAAGACCUUCAGCGCGCUCUCCUUCGCGGCAACGGACUACAUGACGCCAUUCAUCCGCCUGCUCGACCUCUCCGCGCUCUCCUUCGCGGCAACGGACUACAUGACGCCGUUCAUCCGCCUGCUCGACCCGGAGACGUCCCACCAGCUGGCCGUGCUGUCGGGCGAGUGGGGCCUCACUCCGCGCGACUACCGCCCGGACCCGCCCGCCCUCGCCACCACCGUGUGGGGGCGGCGCUUCAGCAACCCCGUGGGCAUGGCGGCGGGCUUUGACAAGGACGCGCGCUGUGUGGACUCCAUGUUCGCUCUCGGGCUGGGGUUUACCGAGAUCGGGAGUGUGACUCCGCUCCCCCAACCCGGCAACCCGAAACCUCGCUGCUUCCGGCUCACAGAGCAGAAGGCCGUGAUCAACCGCUACGGCUUCAACAGUGCGGGAAUCGCUGACGUGGCGGAGAGGCUCGGCGCGUGGCAGGCUCGGCGGCAGCAGCGGGCAGCGCAGGAGCAAAAACGGGCAGCAGCGGAUGGGCAGGCGGCGAAAAAAGAGAACGUGGUGGAGGAGAGAGUGAGGGACGGAGUGCUGGCGGUGAACCUGGGGAAGAACAAGACGAGCGAGGAUGCGGCGGGGGACUAUGUGCAGGGCGUGCAUGCUCUGGGUCAGUUUGCAGACGUGCUGGUGGUCAAUGUGUCCUCCCCCAACACGCCCGGGCUGAGGAAGCUGCAGGGAAGGUCGCAACCGCAGGAGCUUCUGCAGCGGGUGCAAGCAGCGCGGAACGAGAUGGAGUGGGGCAAGGAGGGUCCUCCCCCUCUGCUGCUCAAGAUAGCCCCUGACCUCACCACCGAAGACAUGUCAGAUAUUGCUGCUGUCGCUCUCUCCCUCAAGAUUGACGGACUGGUGGUGAGCAACACGACCAUCUCACGCCCUGACAGCAUCCUGGGCCUGGUGAAAGCGGAUGAGGUGGGGGGACUCAGCGGCAAGCCCCUCUUUGAGCUCUCCACUGCUGUGCUGCGCCAGAUGUACUCGCUUACUAAGGUGCACCUUCCUGCUGUCAUCGUGCCUCAACUAAACCUCGCUAUCAUGCCCAGCUGUCAUCUAGCUAUUGGCAAGGUGGCAACCACAGCUAUUGGCAAGGUGGCAACCACAGCUAUUGGCAAGGUGGCAACCACAGCUAUUGGCAAGGUGGCAACCACAGCUAUUGGCAAGGUGGCAACCACAGCUAUUGGCAAGGUGGCAACCACAGCUAUUGGCAAGGUGGCAACCACAGCUAUUGGCAAGGUGGCAACCACAGCUAUUGGCAAGGUGGCAACCACAGCUAUUGGCAAGGUGGCAACCACAGCUAUUGGCAAGGUGGCAACCACAGCUAUUGGCAAGGUGGCAACCACAGCUAUUGGCAAGGUGGCAACCACAGCUAUUGGCAAGGUGGCAACCACAGCUAUUGGCAAGGUGGCAACCACAGCUAUUGGCAAGGUGGCAACCACAGCUAUUGGCAAGGUGGCAACCACAGCUAUUGGCAAGGGUCAAAUCCCCAUCAUCGGCUGUGGUGGCAUCUACAGGUAA